CACAACAAGCCACUGCGACAAAACCCGGGGGUCUGCUGCUGGAUAUUCACAAUGACAGUGGCGUGGUCUUGGAGUUUCUGCUCAUCUUUUGUCCUUAUUUCUCUCCUCCUGCCUAUGAGGUGGCGAACUGUACAUUCGGCGCCAGAUUUUUCCCUGUAUCUUCACAGUAUUCUGAAGAACCACACAGCUCAUGCUUGUGAAGGAGACAUGCUCAUCAUUGAGUGUCCUUCCAGGACAUCUGUAGCCGUCCUGUCAGCCUUCUACGGACGACGUGUUCCUAACAAGCAUUUAUGUCCGUCUGCAAACACAAAUAUUACUGUGGAAGAAGACGUAGAAUGCACUUCCUCUGUGGCAACUGAGAAGGUGCUGUCAGAGUGUCAGGAUCAGCAGACGUGCCACAUCCCCGCCCUCAGUCCAGUAUUCGGACAGGACCCUUGCCCACUCACCAGCAAGUACCUGCUAGUCUAUUACAAGUGCCGACCAGAGCAUCAUCGCACAAGGCUUGUGUGUGAAAAUGAGCGCCUGAGGCUGAUGUGUAAAAAUGAGACCGUGCUUGCCAUCUACUCUGCUACAUUUGGACACCUUCUGCACGGCAGUCCCAACUGUCCCCAGGAACCGGGAUCACACACUGACAUGGAGUGUUUGUCACCUACGGCUCUGAGGAGGGUGUCGCGCAGAUGUCAUGGGAGAGCGAAUUGUUCAGUUCUGGCUGAUACUCAAACCUUCGGGGACCCCUGCUUCCCCGGCACCAGGAAACACCUGCGUGUGUCCUUCACUUGUGUACCCAAAUAUCUUCUUGAAGAUGUGGGCCGAGGGACAACAGAUCCUUUCAUGAUCUCAGACUACACACACGGUGGAUGGUACACUGGCCCCACCUACAGGCCUCAAAACGUGCUCUUAACCAACUCUCUGGAGAUCAUUGAAAAAAUAUUGGGUAUCCCAGAGAAAGUGGCCCUGUACUUUGUCUCAGGCAUCUGUGCUGGUCUCGUGUUCCUGCUUUGCCUGUUUGGCAUUCGCUCAACGCUGGUGAGAGAUGUUAAAGAUCUAGUUUCCGAAGUGAGGGAAGAGAUAAAAGCAUCACGCAGAAGGCGCAAUGAACUCAUGGAUGACCUCAUUGAUGAUGAUGUCUCAGACACAGCAUCCUUCCGUCGCCUCACGCAAUCCUACCGCACAGCAGACAUCUUUAACCCGUCAGUCUUAACAGUAGAACUGGCUGAACUUGAUGUGGAACGGACAAGAGAUCUGUCCAAUGGAGACAUCUGGCCACACCUGGACUCCAGCCCUUAUGCCAUUCAUAAGAUUAAAAGUUACAAUGGAUAAGAUUUGUAUCUUCUGCUAUAAAAUGUGAACUGAUGACGGAAGUCCUACAAAGAUGUAAUUCGUAUUUCAUCUUUGCCUUUCCAGUGGUGCAGUGGUUCUUGUCAAAAACAAGAAGCUGUAAUUAAUAUGAAACAGUUUGUUGCUUACAUUAAUUUCAAAUGCAGAUCUCAUCUAUGAAAUAAUAUUGCACUGCGCUCGCGGCACAGAUUUGUUAGAUUAGAUUAGAUUGUCCUUUAUUUCUCCCUUAAUGGGGAAAUUUGCUUUGUGCAGCAGCAAUACACUCAACACACAGAUGCAGGGAAAGGGUAAAAAAAGUAAAAAAAUAUAUAUAAUUACAAAAUAUAAACAGUAUAUACAUUGGAAUGAAAAAUAAAAAGUAGUACAGCACGGGAAAGAAAGAAAAAAAGUGCAAAAAAAGCAGGUAGGAUGUUUAUGAGGUAGACAGAUAUUGCACAUGUUAGUAUUGUCCAGCAGGCCUGGUUGUGGAGUCUGAUGGCAGCGGGGAGGAAGGACCUGCGAUGCCUCUCAGUGAUGCAUCUCAAGUGACAAAGCCGGUCACUGAUGGAGCUCUCCAGGGCUCUGACAGUCUCAUGAAGGGGGUGGGAGACAUUAUCCAUGAUGGAUGACAGCUUUCCCCCACCACCUCCACAGGAUGGAGACUGCAGCCCAGGACAGAGCCGGCUUUCCUCACCACUUUGUCCAGUCUCUUCCUCUCUGCUGCUGUGAUGCUGCUGCUCCAGCAGACCACACCAUAAAAGAUGGCCGACGCCACCACACAGUCAUAGAAGGUCCUCAGGAGGCCGUUCCUCACUCCGAAGGACCUCAGGAGGCCGUCCCUCACUCCAAAGGUCCUCAGGAGGCCGUCCCUCACUCUUAAGGUCCUCAGGAGGCCGUUCCUCACUCCAAAGGUCCUCAGGAGGCCGUCCCUCACUCUUAAGGUCCUCAGGAGGCCGUUCCUCACUCCAAAGGACCUCAGGAGGCCGUCCCUCACUCCAAAGGACCUCAGUCUGCGCAGCAGGUGGAUCUGCUUUGGCCUUUCUUGUAGAGUGCCUAUGUGUUUAUGGUCCAGUCCAGUUUUUUGUUCAGGUGAACACCCAGGUACUUGUAAGACUCUACUAUCUCUAUGUCCGUUCCCUGGAUGUUCACCGGACAGGGGGAAGUCUGCUACCAGCUCCUUUGUUUUUCCCAGCAUUAAUCUGGAGGCGGCUCCACUGGCACCAGUCUACAAAUCUGUGGUUCGGUUCUCGGUACUCACUUUCAUCUCUGUUGUUGGCCAUUGUAAUUAA
Cololabis saira (Pacific saury) is the source of this 2606-nucleotide messenger RNA. RefSeq names its product protein eva-1 homolog C. Gene Ontology annotation, molecular function: carbohydrate binding. The record is from RefSeq and is a predicted model, not a curated record. The transcript has 8 exons. The coding region runs from base 52 to 1320 and encodes 422 amino acids. Lineage: Eukaryota; Metazoa; Chordata; Actinopteri; Beloniformes; Belonidae.